GUUAUAAAACCAGGCCUCUGCUCCUCCUCUGCGCUUGCCGCGACCUUUGACUCCUCCUGGUACCAGCGGAUGGCGCGCACCACCGUGGCGGACUGGCUGGCGGCAGCAUGAUUGGAUCCUGUCUACCCUCUGCCCACCACAUCACUCCUCCCCCCUCACUCACCCAGUCCACCUGACUCGCUCCUCUCCACCCUCCUCACCGAGCGGAAGAAGAGGAGGUUCCUCUUCCCGAUCCAUCUCCGUCCGGCGGUUCACGCCGCCGCCGCCGCAUUCAAGGCGCGGUUUUUGACCGGACCCGAGUUAAGAGGGGGCGUCGGUGGGGAGCAGCAAGGAAGGGGAAGAAGAUCUGUCGCCGCCGGCAAGAUGGGGAGAUCCGCGUCUGUAUUUCAAGCCCUUUUGGUUUUCCUAAUAACAAUAAUUGAGACCCAAUGGUCCAGCGUAUCCGGCAUGUACUGCGCGGACAUGGCAUCGACCGUCUACCGACCACAUAGUGUCACUAUAACUGAGUUUGGUGCUGUCGGGGAUGGCGUGACUCUCAACACCAAAGCAUUCCAGAAUGCCAUCUUCUACCUCAAUUCAUUUGCGGACAAGGGUGGCGCGCAGCUCUUUGUGCCUGCUGGAAGGUGGCUGACAGGCGGUUUUAGUCUGAUCAGCCAUCUCACUUUGUCGCUGGACAAAGAUGCAGUAAUAAUCGGAUCUCCGCACUCAUCUGAUUGGCCUGUUAUAGACCCUCUUCCAUCCUAUGGGCGCGGGAGAGAGCUCCCCGGAGGAAGGCACCAGAGCUUAAUUUUUGGCUCCCAUUUGACAGAUGUAAUAAUUACUGGUGCUAAUGGGACAAUUGAUGGUCAAGGAGCCAUUUGGUGGGAUUGGUUCCAUAACAACACACUGAACUAUACUAGGCCACAUCUUGUCGAGUUGAUGUACUCCACCAAUGUUGUUAUAUCAAAUUUGACUUUCAAGAACUCCCCGUUCUGGAAUAUCCAUCCUGUAUACUGCAGCCAAGUUAUUGUCGAGCACGUUACAAUCCUAGCACCUUUGAAUUCGCCAAACACCGACGGCAUUAAUCCAGAUUCGUCCACAAAUGUUUGCAUCAGUCAUUGUUAUGUCAGAAAUGGAGACGAUGUUAUUGUCAUCAAAAGUGGUUGGGAUGAGUACGGCAUUUCUUUUGCUCAGCCUAGCUCCAAUAUCAGCAUCAGCAACAUCACAGGAGAAACUAGAGGUGGUGCAGGAAUUGCCAUCGGAAGUGAGAUGUCAGGUGGCAUAUCUGAAGUCCGGGCUGAAGGCCUCCGCAUUGUGAACUCAUUGCAUGGAAUCAGAAUCAAGACCGCUCCAGGACGUGGAGGGUAUGUAAGGAACGUCUACAUAGCUAAUGUCAGCAUGCACAAUGUUUCGAUGGCCAUAAGGAUCAAUGGAAACUACGGCGAACAUCCUGAUAACAAUUAUGACAGGAAUGCUCUCCCCAUUAUAAGCAACAUCACAAUUCAGAACGUUGUUGGCGUUGAUGUUGGUGUUGCUGGCAUCUUGGAGGGCAUUGAGGGCGACAACUUCAGCAGCAUAUGCAUCUCCAAUGUCUCCCUCAGCGUACAAUCCAGGCAUCCGUGGAAUUGUUCGCUUAUUCAAGGAUAUUCAAACUCUGUGACUCCAGAGUCGUGCGAGCAACUCAGAACAGAUUGUGAAGAGACAUCGAUCUGCUAUGACGGUGGCAGUUCUUUAGCCGUUGGUUCACGGGCAUCCAUACAUAAUAAGCCUAGUGCCAACAUAUUACUAAAUUCAUUAUUGCAGUUGGUGUCGCUGUAAUGUAGGUAGAUAUAGAUGCUUGUUAUUUGUUGCAGAGGGGCUUGCGUCAUCGGAUGCAUCGUGUUAGCCAUGUAUAUCUUAUUUUUGCAAUCAGUUUUGCUUAGAAUGCAAUUUGUUUCUUUGUAUAUAGAUGUGGAGAUGAGUGUCAGUGCUAGCUUGUUCUGUCAUGAUCUUGAUUUGUUCUCUGUUUCCAAAGCCUUGUUGGAGCAUGAGAACAAAAGCAAAAUUACUGUAAUAUUUCAGUUUUGAGUCAUAGAUUUAAGAACAAUUAGAUAUGUUCAGUUUUGUGA
This is a messenger RNA of Triticum urartu, 2087 nucleotides long. RefSeq names its product Pectin lyase-like superfamily protein. Gene Ontology annotation, biological process: carbohydrate metabolic process. The record is from RefSeq and is a predicted model, not a curated record. Lineage: Eukaryota; Viridiplantae; Streptophyta; Magnoliopsida; Poales; Poaceae. Gene Ontology annotation, molecular function: polygalacturonase activity.